Messenger RNA from Penicillium brevicompactum, 1233 nucleotides. RefSeq lists its product as uncharacterized. Bases 1 to 1233 code for a protein of 410 amino acids. Gene Ontology annotation, cellular component: cytoplasm. Lineage: Eukaryota; Fungi; Ascomycota; Eurotiomycetes; Eurotiales; Aspergillaceae. The record is from RefSeq and is a predicted model, not a curated record. The transcript has a single exon. Gene Ontology annotation, molecular function: electron-transferring-flavoprotein dehydrogenase activity; flavin adenine dinucleotide binding.
AUGGCAGAGCCUGCGCCUCGAAGAAUUGUCGUUGUGGGAGGAGGAGUUGCUGGAAUAUCUCUGGCACAUUAUCUGUUACGACACACCCUGCCAACCUUGACCGAGCGUCUCGGGCUACAGUACAGCCUUACACUGGUUUCGCCGUCAUCUCAUUUCUACUGGAAAGUAGCGGCACCACGAGCUCUGGUGGAAGCCAAUCAAAGCACAGCCGAGCCCUUCGUUGCCAUUGCAGACGGAUUCCAAGAAUACCACGCAUCGCAAUUCACUUUCCUUCAGGCAGAAGCAACUAGCCUAGACGAGAAGGAACGGAUCCUUCAUACUCGAUUGCCGAAGACAAAUGAGACCACCGCGAUUGGAUACGAUUUCCUUGUCGUUGCUACAGGGACAGCCUCUCACAGUCCCUUGUUCUCCCUAUCGGGGCCCCACACCAAGACCCAAUUUGAGCUUGGACAGAUGCAGACUCGCUUGCGCGAUGCUCAAUCGAUCCUAGUUGCAGGUGGAGGUCCGACAGGCGUUGAGACUGCGGGAGAGCUCGGAGCGACGAGCAAUGACCGAUCCGGCGCCGAAAGGUCCAUCACCUUGCUAUCGGGAGGCAGCCGUCUACUUUCGCAUGCCAGCCCGGGAACCUCUGCCACCGCUGAACGUAUGCUGAGUCAAUUGGGGGUCGGAGUCAGGCACGGGGUUCGGGUCACAUCGGCCAUCCAGCGCGAGAGGGGUCAAUCCUGGGACAUAACGCUGAGCGAUCAGUCCACCCAGACAGUCGACGUCUACAUCGACGCGACAGGCAGUGCACCGAAUAGUGCUUUCUUGCCUCCCGGGUGGCUCGAUGCAAAGGGCUACGUCAAGACCGAUCAGUCUAGUCUCCGUGUGAAUGAUACAGUCGGGGUGUACGCUCUCGGAUCAGUGACCAAUUUCACCAAUGGAAGCUUUUUCGAUGCCAUCGAACCUGUCAGACCCCUCGCUGAUAGUCUUCGGGACGACGAACUUGCGAUGAAUCCCGAUGCAUCUUACCAGACGCAAUCUUGGUGGGAGUCGGUGUUCGGUCGGCGCACAAGGACAUACCAGCAGAAAGUUUCGCUCACGCAAUUUGUUGCGGUAGGAAGAGAGGGGGGUGUCGGGGAGCUCGGGGGCUGGCGAGUGCCGAGCGCUUUGGUAUACAAAGCCAAGGCAAGGACUUUGAUGAUAGAGAAGAUGGGCCCGAUUAUGCACGGGCAGGACUUCCAUCGGGUUUAG